GUAAAAUAGCAGAAGCAACAUUGGCAGUGACAUUCAUUUUCAACAGUUCUCGACAGUGUAGAGUUGCUAUGGCAGCUGGUUAGUUGCCAUGGUUGUGAAGCAGUCGUGCAACAUGCCAGGGGAGGACGUGGUUAGUGUGAAAAUGCAGAUGAAUCUGGAGGAUUACCAGGAGUUCAUAUGCGGCUGGGGAGCAGCCGUCAUCAACAUCACUGCUACUUUUCCCAUCAACAAGGCCAUGUUCAGGCAGCAACUACAUGGCAUUUCAGGUUUCAAGGCUGUGGGACAGUUAAAGAAGGAAGGCCUAGGCAACUUGUAUCGCGGUGUAGUCCCCCCACUGAUGCAGAAAACAACUUCCCUGUCACUGAUGUUUGGAAUGUACCACAAGUUUCAGCGCAUGUUAAUGGAUCAGUGUCCGACAUGGUCAAAAGCAUCAGUUCAAGCAACAGCAGCGAUGUUGGCUGGGAUGACUGAAGCGACGCUGUCACCUUUCGAGCGUGUUCAGACUUUAAUGCAGGAUCGGAACUACCACAAGAGAUUUACCAACACACCUCAUGCCAUGUAUGAACUGCGUACUUAUGGACUCAGGGAGUACUAUAGAGGCCUUACUCCAAUCCUAAUGCGUAACGGACCUAGCAAUGUGAUGUUCUUCUUAGGAAGAGACUUUCUUCAUGAUUUAGUGCCGCUUGGGGAAAGUCCAACGGAGAAGUUUUUGAAACAUUUUAUAAGUGGUGCUGUUCUGGGUGCGUUUAUUAGUACCUUUUUUUACCCUCUGAAUGUUGUCAAGACAAGAAUGCAGUCGCAGCUUGGAGGAGAGUAUCGUGGGUUUUGGCGUACCUUCCUGGUCGUCAUUGAAGAACGUGGCUAUAGUGUCAGAAAACUAUUCCGAGGAUACCACCUCAACUACACCCGGUCGUUUCUCUCCUGGGGCAUUAUCAAUGCUUCCUAUGAGUACCUCAUGAAGCAUUUCUUCAGGAAAUCCGAGCUUUCCUGACCUUACCUGCUGGCAUAAUUUGGACUGGAUGAAAGUGCUGUGCUGACUUGUAGUGGUGCAAAUGAUUUUCUGUGUGAUUUCAUAUAGACAGACUGCAGUGAGUUGUUACUGACACACUAACCAUGUUAAAGAUGUCAUGAGAUUUAGUUAUUUUGGAGAUUUGGAACUGUCAGAUUUAUAGUGAUAAUGACAACCCGUGAAGAUCCAGGUGAGAAUUGAUCUUCAGUAACUCAUGCUUAUCGUAAGA
Molecule: messenger RNA, 1238 nt
Organism: Haliotis rubra (blacklip abalone)
Lineage: Eukaryota; Metazoa; Mollusca; Gastropoda; Lepetellida; Haliotidae
Product: mitochondrial nicotinamide adenine dinucleotide transporter SLC25A51-like
Exons: 3
Coding region: 89-991 (300 amino acids)
Source: RefSeq, a predicted model, not a curated record